Messenger RNA from Hyposmocoma kahamanoa, 1283 nucleotides. It is a transcript of the gene Syt7, whose product is annotated as synaptotagmin-7. Gene Ontology annotation, molecular function: SNARE binding; phosphatidylserine binding; calcium ion binding. The transcript is spliced from 7 exons. Gene Ontology annotation, biological process: calcium-ion regulated exocytosis; cellular response to calcium ion; regulation of dopamine secretion. The record is from RefSeq and is a predicted model, not a curated record. Gene Ontology annotation, cellular component: synapse; membrane; axon. NCBI's taxonomy places the organism in Eukaryota, Metazoa, Arthropoda, Insecta, Lepidoptera, Cosmopterigidae. Bases 147 to 1028 code for a protein of 293 amino acids.
CGAGCUCUCCGCAAGCUAAGUCCCCAGCGGGCAGCAGCGCCGGCGCAGCUGCCGGCGCAUCAUCAGCGCCGGGAGAGCGCACGCCCACCGCGCAUAACAAACAACUGCAAAAUGUCAAGGGACAGGAGCACCCGCCGCAUCCCUCCAUGGCGUUCCUGCAGAACCGGUCCAUCAGCUUGGUGGACAUGUACAUCGACAACUCUGAGCCGUCGGAGAAUGUUGGACAAAUACACUUCUCCUUGGAGUACGACUUCCAGAACACCACUCUGAUAUUGAGGAUCAUCCAGGGCAAGGAUCUACCAGCAAAGGAUCUAAGCGGCACAUCAGACCCGUACGUGAGGGUAACUCUGCUGCCAGACAAGAAACAUCGCCUGGAGACCAAGAUAAAGCGGCGUACUCUAAAUCCGCGCUGGAACGAAACAUUCUAUUUCGAAGGGUUCCCUAUACAGAAGUUGCAGAGUCGGGUGUUACACUUGCAUGUCUUUGACUACGAUCGCUUCUCGAGAGACGACUCCAUUGGAGAGGUCUUCUUGCCACUUUGUCAGGUGGAUUUAAGCGAGAAGCCAUCCUUCUGGAAGGCGCUGAAGCCUCCCGCUAAGGACAAAUGCGGCGAACUGCUGACGUCACUCUGCUACCAUCCCAGCAACAGUGUCCUGACCCUGACGCUUCUCAAAGCGCGCAAUCUAAAGGCUAAGGAUAUUAAUGGGAAAUCUGAUCCCUACGUAAAAGUGUGGCUGCAGUUUGGUGAUAAGCGCAUAGAGAAGCGCAAGACAGCUAUCUUCAAAUGCACAUUGAACCCUGUCUUCAACGAUUCCUUCUCGUUCAAUGUGCCCUGGGAGAAGAUACGCGAGUGUUCCUUGGACGUCCAAGUUAUGGACUUCGAUAAUAUUGGGAGAAAUGAACUUAUUGGAAGGAUACUUCUUGCCGGUAAAAAUGGCUCCGGUGCGACGGAAACAAAACACUGGCAGGACAUGAUCACGAAGCCGCGGCAGACGAUCGUCCAGUGGCACCGCCUCAAACCUGAGUAAAUCUCAAGUUUGAGUUAAUUGUUCUUUGGAGACUGGGUGACAGGCAGGACUUGGACAUGUGGACAUCCUCAAAUUCUGGAUAUAAUGUAACAAAAACUUGAGGCAGUUCAUUCUUGUCUUUCGCCAUUAAAGUACGAGAAUUGUCAGGCACACGUUCACUAUCACUAAAAAAGGUUAUGAGCAGCGCGAAUUACAAAUGGCCGUCAGUGAAAUAUAUACACGGAGUAAAAAUUCAAAUCCGUUUUUUCGAAGUUA